CUUCAAAGGGUUCUGGAGAGACAGACCGAAGUUAGACUAGACCCGUGAGCGGUCCCUGAGUCUUCGACUUCACCUUCGUCUUCUUCUCCUCUUCAACCCCGCCUGACACACUCUCGCUCAUCGACAACGGGAUAACCAGGAAUAAAGCAGAUUGUUUAACCUGCAAUUCGAUGCAGCAGAUCCAGGCAAUUUCUAUCCCGAUUAAAACAGUCUGAUUCCACCUUUCACCCGUCCUCCUGAGCCUCUCACGGCUGUGGCGGCCUUCUUCCACCCAUCGCGAUAGCCUGCGAAUCGUCCAUUUCAACCAUUGCGACCAUCCUCAUCCAGUUCAUUGCACCCCAUUACAGUGUUGUAGUGGCUGGCCAGAGACCACUCUUUGGUCCUGGCAUGAUCCGUGGAAAGCUCAGCGAAUCUCCCGCAACCUUGAUCGCCGGCGUCACGGCUCGCCCAGACAAGCCAGUUCCGUCUGACUGCCUGGGAACUUCAAUCGAUUGGGACGCCGUUGUCAUCCAUAUAUGUCGGCAUAGUCGGCCUACAGCAUAAAACUAUUUCGCGCGCACGUUCAAAGCGAGAGAAGGGGUAGCUUGGUAGCGAAGGAACCUCCCCACCGGUGAAGCCUGCCAGGAGCUCCGAUUACUACGUCGUAACUCGCGGUCACUUGGAUUCGAAAACCUUGCGAAUCUCCCGGCCUGUAUCUGCCACUUCCGCACAUCCGAUCGACUUCAAACAAAAUCGCACGAGCCGACGAAAACUUUGAUUUAUUCCUCCUUUUCUUUCUUUCUUUCGAAACCCUCUGUCGCGUGGUGAUUCAAUCCUCUUGCGGCAGCCGGACAUCCCUUGCCUGCACACUGGAGUCGAUGCUCGAAGUGUGACGUCUCGAUUUCGCUGCUUGUCGCAUGUCGCAUACCCCUCCUUUACGACCGUCCAAGACAGUGUCUUCCAAACCAUAAGAUAUAUAAAGCUGAGAACCCCGUCUCUUCCUCUGGCGUCGCCCUCGGUUCCUCCAACUCGCGAACCAUGUACGCUCUCGAGCAAGAGAGGUCCCAUCCCGUUCCGCCACCUCCUCCGCUCUCUAUGGAUCGCAUCCCUCCUCCGUCUUCUGCGUAUCCGACUCCAGGAUCGGCCGGCCCGCUACGCUCGUCGGACUACCUCGCUCCAGUUUCAACCAUCCACGAAGGCCGCAUUUGGUCAUUACAAGUGGUUCAGCAGCCCAUUCGGGCUCGCAUGUGUGGGUUUGGCGACAAGGAUCGCAGGCCCAUUACCCCUCCUCCGUGUAUCCGUUUGAUCGUGAGAGAUGCGCAGACCGAGAAGGAAAUCGAUAUCAAUGAGAUCGACACUUCGUUCUACGUCCUGACCGUCGACCUGUGGAAUGCAGAAGGAACGUCGGAAGUGAAUCUGGUUAAGCACUCGGCAACUUCUCCAUCGAUAUCCACGGCGACGUCCUCGUCAUAUCCUCCUCCGCCGCAGAAUUUCUCACCUACCUACCCGGCCUAUGCACAAUAUGGCGCUGCUGGCCAGGCAGUGGCCUACCCCAUGAAUAGCUACUACGGGGGGAAUGCUCAGCUGGCAUAUCCGAACCCAUACACCGCAAGUCCCCAGGCGUCGUACUACCCACAGUACUAUCCGAGUGGUGGCCACUUACCCCCGGCCAAUCUCUCACCUGCAACUCCCGUACAACCCGUUGCCUCGGGAGGGAUGUACACACGGAAUCUGAUCGGGAGUCUCAGUGCCAGUGCAUUCCGGCUGACAGAUCCGGAUAACAAGAUCGGUGUUUGGUUUAUCCUACAGGAUUUGAGUGUACGGACAGAAGGCACCUUCCGCCUCAAGAUGAAUUUCGUCAACGUGGGAACCCAUUCUUCCGAUUCCGCCAACGGGGCCCCUGUAAUCAACCACGGCUCGGCCCCCGUUCUCGCAUCUGUUUUCUCGGAGCCAUUCCAAGUGUUCUCGGCCAAGAAGUUCCCGGGCGUCAUCGAGAGUACACAGUUGAGCAAGUGCUUUGCUCUGCAGGGAAUCAAGAUUCCAAUUCGAAAAGAUGGUGUCAAGGGUUCGCGAGGACGAGCUGCUGACGCUGACGACGAAGGAGAUGAUUACGAGUAGAGUAUUGGCAAGAUGGCUGGGCCAGACCAUGCGAAUAUGGCAUGGAAUAAUUAGAAUGCCAGACGACGGCAUAAUGGGAUAUCCUUCUGUUUCUGUUGUUACGCAUCUGGGUUAAGACGUCGGGGUUCCGGUUCCGGUUUGCGGUGUUGUUCUUCCUGGGCAGGGUACUGGUUUUUUUAUUUCCGUCUGGAGUGGGCUGUAUUGCUACGGGGUCUGAGGCUGUUGUAUUCGUUCUGUCUUCUUUAUUAAUUGUUCUUCUCUGGCACUGUCUGUUUUUGCCCUGGGCAAGACAGGACAGGCCCAUUCUACCCUGCUAUUCUCUACGUUUGGUGUAUUUGAAAUUAGGUCUGGCCGCUGUUCUGGAUACGACGCGCAUAUAAAGAAAGGAUCAGCACGAUGCUCGCUAUGUCUCUGGUUUAAUAUAUGAUUGUAGUAGGCGUCGUCCAUGAAUCCCCGACCUCAACAUCCAGCUGCAUCGAUU
This is a messenger RNA of Monascus purpureus, 2578 nucleotides long. Lineage: Eukaryota; Fungi; Ascomycota; Eurotiomycetes; Eurotiales; Aspergillaceae. The record is from the annotation of a GenBank genome assembly.